This is a messenger RNA of Phaeodactylum tricornutum CCAP 1055/1, 486 nucleotides long. RefSeq lists its product with no specific name. Lineage: Eukaryota; Bacillariophyta; Bacillariophyceae; Surirellales; Neidiaceae. The transcript has a single exon. The coding region runs from base 1 to 486 and encodes 161 amino acids. The record is from RefSeq and is a predicted model, not a curated record.
AUGUCUGGCCAGGCUAAUUUAGCAAGUGAAAAAACGAGCGGGAUAGCAACAACGACCUCUAAAAAGCCGGUGCCGAAAUUUGGUACACUAGAACGACCCAAGGCUACUGAAGACGACGGAAAAUUGAAAAAUGUUGGCAUCAAGGCGGGGGUUCCGUUUGUGCUGUUUUCAGUCUUAGCAGCGUGGGUCGUGAGCAACGCCUUGGACGGGAAACUCAAAGAGAUGGAGGUUUCACAGGGAAAAUCUUCCAAAAGCUUGCGGCAAGCGAAAUUGGAAGUGGAACAUGACGAAAUGCUGGAGCGCCUCAACAAAAUUGUGGCCAAGGACUUUGACAAUACAAAACGAAUAAAGCGACCACAGGAGGUUCUGGAAGAGCGCAGGUUGGAACGAGAACGACGUAAUCGAUGGUAUCGGCGUCUAUAUCGCUGGGUGAUGAGAAUCCCAGAGGAAGCUGAACUUAACGUCAAUAAAAAUUCGCGAAAAUAA